Molecule: messenger RNA, 5642 nt
Organism: Acanthopagrus latus (yellowfin seabream)
Lineage: Eukaryota; Metazoa; Chordata; Actinopteri; Spariformes; Sparidae
Gene: lrrc3
Product: leucine rich repeat containing 3
Exons: 2
Coding region: 1067-1867 (266 amino acids)
Molecular function (GO): protein binding
Source: RefSeq, a predicted model, not a curated record
UCUUCUCCUUGUUUUGCAAUCAGAGUUGAUUUUCCGAUCUAGUUUUCUUAUUUUUUUGGUUAAUUGUCUUAGAGGAGAGAGAAGAGAUCAGAGCGGAGGGGAGGAGCAGGGAGGACGACAGACAGACAGACAGACAGACAGGAGGACGGGAGCGCGAGGGGAGCUGCCAGCAGAACAGCAGUCCAAUCCACGCGCAGCCGGGACUCCUUCUGGCACCAUGCGCGCGCUGUUCGUACAGAGAGGCGCGUGAUGAGUCGGUCCGGUGUGUCUCCUCGAGACGUUAGCGGAACACAACCACCACCACCACCAUCAUCAUUAUCAUCAUCCUCACCAUCAUCAUCAUCAUCAUCAUCAUCGCCAACAGGUGUUGAGGACACGCGGAGCCACAUUUGGAGAUAUGAGUCGGAGAUUUAAGAACUUCCCCGCGCGCCGCUGAGGAACUUUACCGCCUUCUUCUGUUCUGUCAUCCCGGCACGGAAAUGUGGACGCGUCGAAGCAGCUGAGUGGACUUUUUUUUUUUGUUUGUUUGCUUGUUUUUUUUUUUUUUAAAAAAAAGGUUUUAUUCUCAGAGAGGUCUCGACGAUGCCACAGAUGUGAUAUAAUCAACCACUGCAGACAGUAUCUGCGCUCCACUGCCACAGAAGAACGGAUAAAAAAAAAUAAUAAUAAUGAAAUUUGCGCAUUCCAGAUCCAAAGUGUUUCCCGUGCACGACAUGACAUGUUGAUUCCGGUGUCGCUCACCCUGCUGCUCCUAACUCUCUGAGGCUGUCAACGUGCUCGCAAUAAAUCUCGAGAUUACAGUUCCCUGCUGGAAUACUCUCAGCGAGCAGCUCAAUUUUGUGGAUGAGCUCCUUUUGAAAUCUAUUUCAAAAGAUCACGGGAAAGUCUAUCAAAUCAAUUUUGAAGGAUUCUCUCAAGAUAAGCCCCUGUGUUUGUGCGAAUAAACCUGUAAUUUCAGCAUUUUGGAAGGCUAAUGAGGCUGCAACCGGAACAAUUUAAUGCCAAGAAACUGGUGAAACUAUGAUUGCUUUGACCUGACAAGACUUGUGGGAGGUUGCUGCUGAAUAUGCAGGACAUAUCCGGGCCUGAUAUGCCCAGGAAAACCCCUAUCUUUGAUUGCUUCGCCCUCAUAUGGGGCUUGCUCUUUGGAUUAUUCAUGACAAAUACACCGGUGAUGGCUUGUCCGACGAGUUGUCACUGUAUAGAGAAGAGUGGCAUGACCGUGGUCCAAUGUAUGUCUCGCAACUUGGAGAAGAUCCCAUCGGAUCUUCCGAGAGAUACUGUCGUCCUACUUUUGGCGUCCAACCACAUCACCCACGUCCCCAACCACGCCUUCAAAGAGCUGCACUACCUUCAGGAGCUGGACUUGUCGAACAACGACAUUGAAACCGUGGACGUAGGUGCGUUUCAAGGUGUUUCCGACAGCCUCCUCGUCCUGGAUCUAUCAAACAAUCGCAUCCAAAGUGUCCCCAAAGAGGCGUUCGCCCGGCUCCGGGCGAAAAUCAGCCUCUCAAACAACCCGUGGCACUGUGAGUGUACGCUGCAGGAGGUCCUGAGGGAGCUGCGCCUCGACCCCGAGACGGUGAACGAAGUGAUCUGCCACACGGCGGUGCAGGAGGAGUACGCAGGCAAGCCGGUAAUCCAGGUGCUGGACUCAGGGAUCAACUUCUGCAACUUUCACCACAAGACCACCGAUGUAGCCAUGUUCGUCACCAUGUUCGGUUGGUUCACCAUGGUGAUCGCGUACGUCAUCUACUAUGUGAGACACAAUCAGGAGGACGCUAGGAGGCACCUGGAGUACCUCAAGUCACUGCCCAGCAGCUCUCAGAUCAGCAAGGACUUCGACACCAUCAGCACUGUUCUCUAGCAGGGCUCAGACAGAGCGGUGUGUGUGCGUGUGUGUCUGUAAAUACGUGAGUAAAAGUGUGGUUAUGUACAGAAUGACUUAAAAGCUGUUGCAACACAUAAUCACCAGUGUUUGUUGAGCACAUUAUCUGAGGUCUUUCAGUGAUUAAAGUAGGGUCAUUUUCAUUUUUUUCAGCCUCACAAAUGAGAUCUUUUGUAAAACUCUAUUAAAAUUGACUUAGAACAUGACAGGGCAACAGUAAUAGCACAAAACAAACAAAAAAUACUCACACUCAACGGACGGAGAGAUGAAAGAUCUAGACCGGAGAGAUAAAUGUUCCCACUCUGCUGUCGAUCCACAGUGUGAUUGAAUUUGGACGGAGACGAAUGAGGAGGACGACUGCCGCUCACACUUACUUCGUAUUGACUGAUUCAUGUUCAUGUCACACUGUCAAGGUAAAAGGGCAUUUUAAAGAGACUUUGGAUAACGUAUGAAGUAGGCAAAGGCGUUAACAUUCAGUUUGCAUAACACAUCAGUAACGGCCCUGCCUCCAGCAAACCUUACACGACUACUGACCCAGGAAAUACGAUUACUCUGCGCAGCCACCGCAUCCUGCCACCACCAAAAUGUAGUCCAACGAGGAAUAGUUGCUGUACACUUUUUGCAGUCACGUGUUUUUGUUCAAUCUAAAAAGUUGAUGUAAACUUUUUUUUAAGAAUGUUAAAGCAUAAGUUCACCCAAAAAUUAAAAUUCAGUCUUCGUUCUACUCAGUGCUCACUCUUUCAACAGCUGAAGUAGAUGCUGACUUCAGGUUAAUUUAUGCUUCUGCGUUGAAUCUUUGGCAUACCUGCAGCAUAACCUAUGCCCUACACCACAGCCUGACAUGCAACCCCCCCCCCAGAAAUAUGACUGCACGUCACUGUGACGCAGACUGCAACAACUGAUUGGUCCACUUGGUAAAAAUCUAAUUUUCUGGCUUCUCGCCUGGUGAUUACUGGAGGCGCUAAAAUCAGGGAUGAUACUUGUAAUUUUCCCCAGUAAUGACACCGCCCUCUUUGGCUGUUGCAGUUCCUUAUAACAGUUCAACUCUUCUUCGGUUUAACUCCUCCUCCAGAGCCAGUUUUUGCUGCCAUGGUGUCUCUGGGCUAUAGAAAGCAGACAGGCUGGAUGUGCGAAGUCCUGGUGGCAAACCGAGUCGUUCAAGCUUUGUGUGUAUGGAGGGCAGCCUUCACCUCAGACCCUCGGCCUGUCAAAUCUGCAUAGCCUGGAUACAACUGUUACUCACAGCCUCCAGCAACACGGACACACUAGCACACAUAAAUAAAUCCUUACUGUGACAAAGGCACUUGCAUAGGUUACGGCAUAGGCUCUUUGUAGAGCCUAGGUGCAACCAUAAAUCAGCUUUUAAUGUUGAAACCCCCCCAUAAAACCUGAGAUGGCUCCAUACAGUUUGUCCUGCCUAAUCACAGUCUCUGGAAAUUGGAAAUUGACUUUAAAAAGAGCUUGUGUGCACCCCUUUCACACCAAAACUGUCACUAUGGCUGCUAACCUUGAAGUGUCUGUCUGAACUGGGUGCACAAGCUUGACUGUGUGUCAAGGGUAAAAACAACACCUUUUCAAAUCAAGUUGCAAUGUCAGGACUUCAGGAGACUUGGAUGAUGAGCUGGAAGGAGUCGUUUUUUGUUCUUUUAAGUUGUUAAGUUUUAAAACAAGUCCCAAUCUACUUCAGUUGUUUAGACAAACGCUACAGCACUGUUUUGCUGUGAAGCACCAGAAAUGUCACCCUGUUUUCCAUCUGCAUGGGGAUGAGAACAUAAUGACUGAAUUUGUAUAUAUUGGGUGAGCUUUUCCUCUAAGGUGUCUACUUUGUCACCUGGUGAUAUUCCAGCAUUGAAGGCUCUUGGCUGAGAUCUGCAUACUGUAAUGUGCGAUGACAUAGAGGUAGAGGUGGACAUGACAAAGAAAACUUUAUAUUUUCACAAUUUGGCAUCCUACAAAUGGUAAUUUGUUUUACUAUAUGAACUCGGUUAAUGUCAGCAAGGUAUUUAGAUUUUUGGACAUACAGUGUCAUUGCCAUAUAAAUGUGCCAUCGUUAAUACUUUUAGCAAACAAUUACCUGUUUACACAACAAUGAUCAUGCAGCAAAAUGAUCAUUUAUAUCGUGUGUUCACCUGAUGUUUGUAAGUUGCUUGAUCUCCCCCCCACCAGUGUGUCUGGUUUGUGGUUAAGGUAGUGCACAGAGGGUUUAUGGGAGCUUAUCAGUCUGGACAACAGCUCCCUGCUGCUGCUGCCGCUGCUGCUGCCGGUAAAGGUGUUGGAUCAGAACAGUGAGACUAAACCACACAGUUAAUCUGGAAUUAUGUGCCUCUAAAAAUACACUGAAAAAACAAGAAAAGGUGUUAUUGUAACAUCAAUCAGUGGGGCUUGCUGGAGAGCCCUGUAGCACACCUCCCGAAUCUCAGCACCUUAUAAAUGGACCUGCUUGUCAGGCAAAUUGGCCCGAAAAGCAGAACUCCAGCCUCAAUGUGGGGGCCAUAAAAAACAACUUAGCGAGCUUGAAAAGAGACUAAAGAGCUCAUAGUUGAGUGACAACUCGCUGUGACCCCUCUCACAUUAUACAGUCUUUUGAUCCAUUAUUAAAGCCCUGUGUGAUAACCAUACACAACAGCAUUCCCCUUAGAAGAAAGUGAAACAAAAUAGUCUGCAGUCUGUUUUGAAUCUCAUGGUGGUUUGAGAAACACAUACAAAUUAUAUAGGCACAGGUGAAAGAAAAUAUAUCACAAAGAACUUUUUGGGGUCCAAAUUUACUCUAUGUAUGAAUGUAUUUAUGUUUAAUGUCAGUAUUCAGCAUAGUUCAUGUUAUCGUGAGCUGCAACAGCCAACCACAGAUAGCUGAAUUAACAUGCCAUACUUGAUCUGAUUGUAGCAUACUGCUGUUUGUUUGGACGCACACUGGAUAUGUUUUUUUUUUUUUUUGCUCAUGGGUUAAUUUCCUGGGCAGAAGGUGAUUGUGUCCAAGUGCCUACUCUCGGGGACUUCUACACCAUAGCACUGUGCACUAAUCUGGACAACUGAGUGUCGAGUCCUCUCCCUGUCCACCUCCGCCAUCGCAGGACUCAGUGUCAAGUUGUAACGAAUGCCUCCCCUGUCUCUGUGACCCGAGUCAUAAACAUGUUGAAGCCCAAUUUCCCCGGAUGGGUGGAUUUUUCCAGAAUAGGACAAGAACGAGUGCCAGGAGACAAUGACAGAAAAGUUUUUGAAAAGUUAAUGUUCCACGCUUUUCUGUGAUUGACAACGUCCUGUACCUGUCCUCAUGUGGUGAUCCCCACUCAUCUCUUUGUUCAAGCAGGUUAAAAUAAACACAAAUGAUAAUUUGCAAGUAAUACUUGACCGACUCUAGUUAGAGACUUUGUUUUGUCUUUUUUAUACGACUGUAGGUCUGUUUGUUUGUUUGUUACAGAAGUGUCUAUCUGUGAAGUUUUGAGCUGUCAUCUUCGUGCUGGCCAUUGUGUACUUUACAACCUAAAGGACUGCACAUGCCAUCUGUGCUGUUCUUUUGUAGAAUGUGUCUUUAGCUGAACCCAUAUCAAAGUGUUUGGAUGUCUUGUAAUCGGUCAAUGUCUUUUUCGUCACCUAUAGAAGAACUGGUCUGUGAGCUGUGUAUUUCUGUGAUGGAAAUCGAAAGGGCUCCGAUAAAUUUGUUUGUAAUAAUUAUAACAAUUUUCUAUCUGUUUUGGUCAUUAACUGUCUGUUUCGUUCUCUGGAUUUCAAUGGACACCUUACCAGCAUUUGAAAA